Molecule: messenger RNA, 456 nt
Organism: Saccharomyces mikatae IFO 1815
Lineage: Eukaryota; Fungi; Ascomycota; Saccharomycetes; Saccharomycetales; Saccharomycetaceae
Gene: FYV7
Product: Fyv7p
Exons: 1
Coding region: 1-456 (151 amino acids)
Biological process (GO): rRNA processing
Cellular component (GO): nucleolus
Source: RefSeq, a predicted model, not a curated record
AUGGGUACAGCAAAGCAAAGUCAAAAUAGAAAGAAGUUUACUAGGGAGUAUAAGGUUAAAGAGAUUCAGAGGAGUAUUACGAAGAAGACCAGGCUAAGGAAGGAAUAUCUCAAAGCUCUAAAGGAUGAAGGGUACACAGUACCAGAAAGGGAGACCAGAACUGGGGCAAAAGAAUCUGUCAGAAAGAUGAAGGAAGCUAGGGCAAUAGAGGGAAAGAAAAAAAUUGACGAGAAGAAGGAGAUUAAGAAACAAAGAAAAAAAAUGCUAAGGGAUGAAAUAUACAAGCAAAGAAGUGAACAAUUGGAGAAAAUUAGAGUGUCGAAAGAGAAAUUUCAAAUGAGGGAAGAGAGGAAAAAGAAAUUGACCCAAAGAACACGGACGGGCCAACCUUUGAUGGGUCCAAAGAUAGAGGACCUUCUGGAUAAAAUCAAGACUGAUGAUACUUAUACUUCCUGA